Messenger RNA from Penicillium riverlandense, 1380 nucleotides. RefSeq names its product TPR domain protein. Gene Ontology annotation, cellular component: i-AAA complex. Gene Ontology annotation, molecular function: misfolded protein binding. Gene Ontology annotation, biological process: protein quality control for misfolded or incompletely synthesized proteins. The transcript is spliced from 2 exons. The coding region runs from base 1 to 1380 and encodes 459 amino acids. Lineage: Eukaryota; Fungi; Ascomycota; Eurotiomycetes; Eurotiales; Aspergillaceae. The record is from RefSeq and is a predicted model, not a curated record.
AUGUUCCGAAUAGCAUCAAGGCGCACCGGCGCCUCUGCCUCCAAUGUAUUUCAAACCACGACACGGUCGAUCCGCACCAACACUGCACGACCAACGCUGCUCUCGCGACACACCAAUAAUGCCAACACACUACUCGCACCGCGCCUCCCACUACCACGACACUUCUCGCUUGCGCAACGUGUCCGACGCAGCUUCCGCGAAGCUUCAAAAGGCAUCUGGCGCAAGAACCCAAUUCUCUUCCCGCUAGCCAUCCUCUCCGUCCAAAUUCCCGCCCCCGUGGCAGACGCACUGCGCACGGGGGUCUAUUACACCGAGAUCAACCUCAACGCGCCCAAGGCGCUGAAGGCGUACAAGGCAGCUCUGCGGAUGGCGCUGGAGAUGGGCAUGCACCCGUUCUCGGACGAGGUGAUGGGUAUCAAGCUGCAGGUGGCAAUGAUGCUGGAGAAGGCGGGCUUGAUGAAGCCAGCUAUUGAGGUGCUGGAGCGGACAAAGAAUGAGGCCUUGGAGUGGGUUGAGAAACUCGACGCGGAAACUGCUGCGCCGAGCCCUUUGAAGAAGGAGGACAAGUCCACGCCACCUAAUGUCCAAAUUGACGAUGCGGCGCUCCAGGACGCCGAGAAUGAAUUGAAGGAGACGCAGGAGUUUGAAGCUCGUCAGCGCACCAAGACCCUCCAGAAAGUCAUCGGCAUAGAGAUGAAAUUGGCAGAGCUGUACUCGAGCGACCAUAUCCAGGAGGACCAGAAAGCCGAGGCUGCGCAGGUCGCCGCUGUGGAGCUGUGCCUGAAAGAGAUGCACCGUCGCCAGAAGCUUGGUCUCCCUGUUGGUGGUGGUGGUAGUGGCAGCGGCAAUGGUGAUGGAUCCGACACCGAUACAUGGCUGAGCCUGCCGGAAAUUGCCACGGCGCUUACAGAGCUAGCAAACACCUACUCGGCCAAGGAGCGGCACGAGCUAGCCAUGCCGCUGUACAUGCGCGCAUUGGAAAUGGUCCGCGUCACUGAGGGCGACUCGCCAAGCUGCAAGCAGGUUGUUCUUUUGAACGAUGUGGCCAGCGCCAUGGCCGGGCAGGCACAGCGGCCGCUGAUUCAAAAACAGCAGCAGCAGCAACCAGUCUCUCGGGAACAGAUCAUCGAAGCAUCCCGACAGUGGGCACAGAAAGCUCUGGAUGUGGCGGCGCGUAUCCAGCCACCUGUGCGCGACGAAGAGUGCGAUAUCACCUGCGUCGUGGCCACCUACAACCUCGGAGAGUUGGCUGAGUUGCAGAACAAGCCGGACGCGGCACGCCAGCUCUAUGUUGAGGCGCAGUCUCUGGCAAAGGGUCUCGAGUAUGAGGAAGGAAUUGCCAUGACGGAAGAGGCACUGAAAAGAGUGUCGAAAAAAUAA